UUAUUGAAAGCUCCAUUGACUGGUUGCAAAGCAGAGCACAUAGACAUAUAUUCAUAGCUUUUCUAGGGUUUUCUCUAUAGCUCAGAUUCUCUGAGUCGACUCGCUUUCUUUUUGUUUUUUCUAGGGUUUUCUGUUUGAUCGAUGGUUCAGUUGAUGAAUUCGGCCAAGGCUCCGCCGGAAUCUUUGUCCCAUCGCCGGAAAAUGGUUCCGUGAAGCUGGAGGCCAAGGACUCCUCGGAGGAUCACCAUGGUCCUCUCAACAGCGAUCUAAACUCUCCUCUCCUCCUCCGCAACAAGAGUGUAAUUUGGAACUUGGUGGUUUUCCAAUACCACCAUCGCAAUACAAUCCACUUGAUGAGCCUAGUCCAUUGGGUUUGCGGCUCAAGAAAAGCCCCUCGCUUUUGGAUUUGAUCCAAAUGACGCUUUCUCAAGGAAAUUCUCCAAAAGUCGGAACUCAGGCCAAGAAAGAACACAAUGCUUCCUCUGUUUUCUGGUGCCAAUGAUAAGCUCAAGGCUUCGAACUUUCCUGCCUCGUUACUAAAGAUUGGGACCUGGGAGUACAAAUCAAGACAUGAAGGGGACUUGGUUGCUAAGUGUUACUUUGCCAAGCAUAAGCUUGUGUGGGAAGUCCUUGAUGGUGGUUUGAAAGAUAAGAUAGAAAUUCAGUGGUCUGACAUUAUGGCUUUGGAGGCAAAGUACCCGGAUGAUGCACCUGGGACUUUGGAU
Camellia sinensis is the source of this 725-nucleotide messenger RNA. The record is from RefSeq and is a predicted model, not a curated record. NCBI's taxonomy places the organism in Eukaryota, Viridiplantae, Streptophyta, Magnoliopsida, Ericales, Theaceae.